UAAGAUUGAGAAUAAUAUGUUGAAGGGAAUUUGGAAUUCACAUGGCACUCUUCUAAAAGCAUAAGACAUGAUUAAAGCUAAAAUAAUUCCCCCUCUCUCUCCUCUUUUAUUUAUUUUAAUCUUGAAACUUACGUGGAUUUGGUUUGUUUCGUUUGAUUCUUUUUAUGGUUCUUCGUUUUAUAUUCUUCUUCAAAAUUUCCGGUCUCAAAAGACAAGCAUGCCUUUGUUAGUGCCACUGCCUACUGCCACCAAAAGCAAACUGCUCCUCCACCUCCACCUCCACCUCCAUUUUGGCUCUGACAUUUGAUGAUUUUCUGUUUAAUGGCAGAUUUCUGGCAUCAAAACCACCGAAAUAGCCUCUGAUUUGAAGCUUUCCUCAUUAAACAAUCAAACCCUUUUGAGGGUUUUGCCUAUUUCCUUCUUCUUCUUCUUCUUCUUCAACCAGCCUCCAUUUUCAGUGCCUUCUGGUGGUUUGGUUCAUGAGCAUUUAAUGGGUAUGAGCAGAGCUGAGGCUACUGUUUCCUGUCUUGUGGCUUCUUUAUUGCUUUGGGCUUCUGCAAUAAAUGGGUUGCUAUCUCCCAAAGGUGUAAACUAUGAAGUUCAAGCUCUGAUGGGUAUAAAAGCUUCCCUUCAAGAUCCCCAUGGUGUGCUUGAGAAUUGGGAUGGGGACUCUGUUGACCCAUGUAGCUGGACUAUGGUUACUUGCUCUCCUGAGAGCCUUGUCAUUGGCCUAGGGACCCCAAGCCAGAACCUGUCUGGGACUCUUUCUUCAAGUAUUGGGAACUUGACAAACCUUCAAAUUGUGCUGUUGCAGAACAACAAUAUCACAGGCCCAAUUCCCCCGGAGCUUGGGAGGCUCUCAAAGCUUCAAACACUUGAUCUAUCCAACAAUGUCUUCACUGGGGACAUUCCUUCUUCUUUAGCCCAUUUGAGAAGCCUACAGUACUUGAGGCUUAACAACAACAGCCUUUCUGGGACAAUUCCAAUGGCCUUAGCUAACAUGACCCACCUUGCAUUUCUUGAUGUAUCAUAUAAUAAUAUCAGUGGCCCUCUCCCCAGAUUUCCCAGCAAAACAUUCAACAUUGUUGGAAAUCCUCUGAUCUGUGCGACCGGGACCGAGGCCGGUUGUCACGGGACGACUCUAAUGCCCAUGUCCAUGAAUUUGAACUCUACACAAACUGGUUUACCUUCUGUGAGAUUGAAGAGUCACAAAAUGGCCCUUACAUUUGGCUUGAGCCUAGCUUGCUUAUGUCUCAUUGUUCUUGUAUUUGGACUGUUUAUAUGGUGGAGAAGACGAAACAAUCAACCGACGUUCUUCGAUGUAAAAGACCAACAACAUGAGGAAAUUUCGCUUGGAAAUCUAAGAAGGUUCCAAUUUAGAGAACUUCAGAUAGCAACAAACAACUUCAACAGCAAGAACAUACUAGGAAAGGGAGGCUUUGGGAAUGUUUACAAAGGAAUUCUUUCGGAUGGAACGGUUGUAGCUGUUAAAAGGCUCAAAGAUGGCAAUGCAAGUCGAGGCGAGAUCCAGUUUCAGACUGAAGUUGAGAUGAUCAGCCUCGCCGUGCACCGUCAUCUCCUCAAGCUAUACGGCUUCUGCAACACACCUACUGAAAGGCUUCUUGUUUACCCCUAUAUGUCUAAUGGAAGCGUGGCCUCCCGUCUCAAAGGAAAACUGGUAUUAGACUGGGGAACAAGGAAGAGAAUAGCCAUAGGAGCUGCAAGGGGAUUGCUAUACCUUCAUGAACAAUGUGAUCCAAAGAUAAUACAUAGAGACGUUAAGGCUGCAAACAUCUUGCUCGAUGACUACUGCGAGGCUGUCGUUGGAGAUUUCGGGUUGGCAAAGCUUCUCGACCACCAAGAUUCACAUGUCACAACUGCUGUGAGAGGCACGGUGGGUCAUAUAGCUCCCGAGUAUCUCUCCACCGGGCAGUCAUCGGAGAAAACAGACGUUUUUGGAUUCGGAAUCCUUCUCCUUGAACUGAUCACAGGGCAGAGAGCCCUUGAGUUUGGCAAAGCAGCUAAUCAGAAAGGAGGCAUUCUUGAUUGGGUGAAGAAGAUUCACUUAGAGAAGAAGCUGGAAGUGCUAGUGGACAAGGAUCUGAAAGCAAACUACGACAGAGUUGAGCUAGAAGAGAUGGUUCAAGUGGCUCUGUUGUGCACACAAUAUCUACCGGGACACAGACCAAAGAUGUCGGAAGUUGUCAGAAUGCUUGAAGGAGAAGGGCUUGCUGUCAGAUGGGAAGCUUCUCAGAGAGUUGAUACCUCAAAGUGCAAACCCCAUGACUUCUCUUCAUCAGAUAGAUACUCUGAUCUCACAGAUGAUUCAUCGUUGUUGGUUCAAGCCAUGGAGCUGUCUGGUCCAAGGUGAAAAUCCUUUCCAAAAUUUUAAUAUUUUUUCCGCAAGUGUUUCGUAUAUUAAGAGAAAAUUUUCAUAGAUUUUGGUGCAUAGGAGUUUUAAAGUUUGGUGUAUCAUAUUAGAAUGUUCGUUCGAAGCUGUUUAAGGGCUUCGUUAUUCGCUUUUAUCCAAUUGUAUAGGCCGUUUGAUAACGAUUUUGUUUCGAGUCUUUUGUUUAAGAAAAUUAAGAUUCUAUAAUCUUUACGUU
This is a messenger RNA of Cucurbita pepo subsp. pepo (vegetable marrow), 2606 nucleotides long. RefSeq names its product protein CLAVATA3 INSENSITIVE RECEPTOR KINASE 5. Gene Ontology annotation, molecular function: ATP binding; protein binding; protein kinase activity. Lineage: Eukaryota; Viridiplantae; Streptophyta; Magnoliopsida; Cucurbitales; Cucurbitaceae. The record is from RefSeq and is a predicted model, not a curated record. Gene Ontology annotation, biological process: protein phosphorylation.